Messenger RNA from Nicotiana tabacum (common tobacco), 825 nucleotides. NCBI's taxonomy places the organism in Eukaryota, Viridiplantae, Streptophyta, Magnoliopsida, Solanales, Solanaceae. The record is from RefSeq and is a predicted model, not a curated record.
AUGAAGAAUCUCCAAGUUGCUCUAGGGAGCGGGAGCCUGGAUUAUGAGGACUUGUGUAUACAUCCCGAUGUUGACAUGCAUGUAGGGUAUAAGCCUUCAAAGUUUGACAUUUUCAAUGGAACGGGUGAUCCCCAUGCGCAUUUGAAGGCCUACUGCGAUAAGGUGAUCGGGAUAGGAAGAAAUGAAAAGCUGAGAAUGAAGUUAUUUAAAAGGAGUCUAACAAUAGAAGAGCUCACUUGGUAUACCCGCCAGGAUCCCAGAAAUUGGAGAGAGUGGAAAGACAUGGCAAAGGAUUUUAUGAACCGAUUCGGGUUUUAUACCGAUAUCACACCAGACAGGUUGGACUUAGUGAAUUUGCAAAAGAAACCCUCAGAAUCGUUUCAAGAGUAUGCUCGCCACUGGAGAUCGAAGGCUGCCAGAACCCAACCCCCACUCGACGAUAAUGAGCUAACCAAGUAUUUCAUCAGGGCCCAAGAGGGGAUUUAUUUUGAAAAGAUGAUAGGUAUAAUGUGUCAGAAAUUUUCUGAGCUGGUUAGGAUAGGAGACUACUUGGAGGAAGGCAUCAAAUCAGGCAAAAUACAGUCGAUGGCCACGCUGCAAGAUGCCAGAAAGGCAACACAAUCUGGUUCUAUAGGUAGUAGGAAGAAGAAGAAGAAAGAGGAAGUAGCAAUAAUUGUUCCCUACUAUCAGUAUAGUCCUCCUCACAGAAAUAAUUCCUACCCCAUAAAAACUCAUCCUUCACAUCAACCUACCUACGCCUCAGUAUAUAACACCCAACUAUACUACAAUGCUAGACCUCAAUACAACCCACCCCGAGCACCAUGA